Molecule: messenger RNA, 2318 nt
Organism: Esox lucius (northern pike)
Lineage: Eukaryota; Metazoa; Chordata; Actinopteri; Esociformes; Esocidae
Gene: etf1a
Product: eukaryotic translation termination factor 1a
Exons: 11
Coding region: 317-1678 (453 amino acids)
Biological process (GO): cytoplasmic translational termination
Cellular component (GO): translation release factor complex; cytosol
Molecular function (GO): translation release factor activity, codon specific; sequence-specific mRNA binding
Source: RefSeq, a predicted model, not a curated record
UGUGGUCGGUUGUGUUUGUAGAUAAAUGGAAGGGUUUGACAGAUGUCUAAUGUUUACGUUUUCGCGAGGAAGCGAUGUAAAUAAGGUCAGUUUGCAACACUAUUUUGCUGACGAUUGAUGAAUAUGGUGGACUCUAGGGCCCAGCUGGGGUACGUAGUAGGCCUAGUUUUUCCGCGCACUUUACUGACACAGCAGCGGGGGUACAGUCUUUUUCCUGCCGGUCGGUCCACCAGUGCCUGGUCAGGUCCCUCUCGGAGACCGGCUUCUAACUAGACAACAGCCCCCCUGUGCUGAAGCGAUUACAGCAGCAGGAAAGAUGGCGGACGACCCUAACGCGGCGGACAGGAACGUGGAGAUAUGGAAAAUCAAGAAGCUGAUUAAAAGCUUGGAAGCUGCCCGUGGCAAUGGCACCAGUAUGAUCUCUCUGAUCAUUCCCCCUAAGGACCAGAUCUCCAGAGUGGCCAAGAUGUUGGCUGAUGAGUUUGGCACGGCUUCUAACAUCAAGAGCAGAGUCAACAGGCUCUCUGUGCUUGGGGCCAUCACCUCUGUACAGCAGAGGCUAAAGCUAUACAAUAAGGUGCCCCCUAAUGGCCUGGUGGUGUACUGUGGAACCAUUGUGACCGAUGAAGGCAAAGAGAAGAAAGUCAACAUAGACUUUGAGCCUUUUAAACCCAUCAACACCUCGCUGUACCUCUGUGACAACAAGUUCCACACCGAGGCGCUGACGGCCCUGCUUUCUGAUGACAGUAAGUUUGGCUUCAUUGUGAUAGAUGGUAGUGGGGCUCUAUUUGGCACGCUCCAGGGGAAUACCAGAGAGGUGCUGCACAAGUUUACUGUGGACCUGCCCAAAAAACACGGCAGAGGAGGUCAGUCUGCUCUGCGUUUUGCCCGUCUGCGGAUGGAGAAGAGACACAACUAUGUGAGGAAGGUAGCUGAGACUGCUGUCCAACUCUACGUGUCCAACGAUAAGGUCAAUGUAGCCGGAAUGGUCCUAGCAGGGUCUGCCGACUUCAAGACUGAACUGAGCCAGUCGGACAUGUUUGACCCUAGGUUACAGGCCAAGAUUCUGAAGCUGGUGGACAUCUCGUACGGAGGAGAGAAUGGUUUCAAUCAGGCCAUCGAGUUGUCAGCAGAAGUCCUCUCGAAUGUCAAGUUCAUCCAGGAAAAGAAGCUGAUAGGGCGGUACUUUGAUGAGAUCAGCCAGGACACAGGGAAGUACUGUUUUGGGGUGGAGGACACACUCAAAGCCCUAGAGAUGGGAGCUGUGGAGAUACUCAUAGUCUAUGAGAACCUAGACACCAUGCGCUACAUCCUCCGUCUGCAUGGGGCUGAGAGCAUCGAAACAGAGAAUGGUAUUCAUACACGUAGGGCUCGACACCCAGAUGAGAAGACUCUAUAUUUAACACCAGAGCAGGAGAAAGACAAGUCCCACUUCACAGACAAGGAGACGGGGCAGGACCACGAGCUGAUUGAAAGCAUGCCUCUGCUGGAAUGGUUCGCCAACAAUUACAAGAAGUUUGGAGCCACGCUGGAGAUCGUCACUGACAAGAGUCAGGAGGGCUCUCAAUUUGUCAAGGGCUUUGGAGGCAUCGGAGGGAUCUUGCGGUACAGGGUGGAUUUCCAGGCCAUCGAUUACCAGGCAGAGGACGACGAGUUUUUCGACUUGGAUGACUACUAGGUAGUCUGGGACUGAAUUGGGAAGAAAAGGAAGAAAACAAAAAGCGAAAGAAUGAAGAAAUAACGAAAGAAAAAAUGUCACCUCUAUUUUGCAGCCAGUGUGAGGGGGGAGUGAAAUCGACCACAUUUAAUUUAAAACACAUAAAUAUACACACAUUCUUCCACUAACGCUCACAUAGCUGAAUGAGGAGUACAAUUUUUCUUUCAGUCCAGAGGGAGAAAACCCUUCCUGAAUGAAUCCCUGCCUUAGAGUGCUGGUUCCUUCCCCCGUUUGGAUGGACUUGACUCAAAUCAAUUUUGUUUCAUUUAUUUUUCUCCCCUCCAUUUUGAAAGAACACAACAGCAAGUUCCCAGCAAUCCUCGCUCGCUGACCCUCCAACCCCACACCGCUCUGGUGUGAUGAAGACUUUGGACUCACUCCUCGCAUAUAGAAUAUAUAUAUUUUUCUUUCUUCCCCUCAUCUUGUCCUCGCCCCUUCCCCCUUCAAUCCCCCUUUCGAGUUUUAUUUUUGUGCAUUUUUUUUAUUGGUAAUUGCUGCUGUUGUAUUUUAUGAGAGUGGGGGAUUUUUUUUACCUGGGUUUCUGUAGAGAAAGGGGGGAAGUAUUAAAUUUGAACUGCUGAAAACCAUUGCUACCUCCUUA